Salpingoeca rosetta is the source of this 970-nucleotide messenger RNA. RefSeq lists its product as uncharacterized. Bases 116 to 826 code for a protein of 236 amino acids. Gene Ontology annotation, molecular function: glutathione transferase activity. The transcript has 6 exons. Gene Ontology annotation, biological process: glutathione metabolic process. Lineage: Eukaryota; Choanoflagellata; Craspedida; Salpingoecidae. The record is from RefSeq and is a predicted model, not a curated record.
CCAUGUUUGGUGAAAUUGCACGAAAUCGUCACGAAUAAGAAGAAGCGAAGAAGGAAGGAAGGACAGCACUGAACGACCACAACCACUCGCACAACAACACAGCAAGUGCAGCGAGAUGGAGCCAGAGCCAGCGAGCAAGCGCGAGAAGGCAGAAGCGGCCAUGCCAGUGCUGCAUUAUUUUGCAGGGCGGGGUAUGGCGAACCCGCUUCGCUUCGUUCUCGCCUUGGCGGGCAUCACCUGGCAAGAGAAUGCGCUGAGGGAGCGGCAGCAGAUGCUGGACCUGAUUGCCUCGGGCCACCUCGCCCCCUUUGAGCAGGUGCCCAUGCUUGAGAUUGAUGGCAAGUACCUCACUCAGUCCUUCGCCACGAUCAAAUACAUUGCAGCGACACGCAGCUUGUACGGCAAGGAGAAUCCAUCCGUCGAUGACGUGUACCACGUGGACACGCUUGCAGACGGGGCGCGUGACUUUUAUGUCAAGUUUGUGCCGCUGCCGUUCAAUCCAACGCCAGAGACAUACAUUGAAGAAGUGCUCAAGAAGAAGGUCAUCACCAAAUACCUUCCCAUCUUCAACAACCUCCUCAAGGCUUCCAAGUUCCUUGCAGGCAACCAACCCACGUAUGCGGAUGCAGUGCUGCUGACGGCAGUUGAGUUUGCGCUCGAUGUCUUUGGCGCCGAUGUGCUCGACGACUACCCGCACCUCGCAAAGUGGAAGGAGGCGGCGUGGGCGCUGCCUGGCAUGGCCAUGUUCAAGGGCUCUGCAAACCACUUUGGGAUGCCAGACAAGCAGUACGCGCUUGAGGUGGACACCGCCCUCGGCCGCCGCUGAGCAACGCUGCAUGUUCCUCCUCCUCAAUUGUGUGUCCAUCAUGUAUCUCCACACCGUGCACUCCACACCAUGCACUCCCGUCACAGCCACCCACGUGAGGGACGCAAAAUUGUUCAAUACAGCCAAUACUCAGAAGUGGAAGGA